AUGGACCGCAAGCCGCGGAAGCCCGCUCCAGCAGCCGCCCCUCCGGCGCGCAAAGCGGCCCCGGUGAUGUCGGACCGUAUCAACACGGCCAUCAAUGGCCUCAUCCACCAUUUUGUGCCUGAAGAUCCAAACGAAGACGAAGAUGCAGCCCAGAGACGCCAGCAGUACUGCUUCAACAUGGUGCGCACCGUCCUCGAGUCACCAACAUCGCCGGACAUGGCCACGGACGUCAACCACACAAUGGAUCUAAUCCGCAAGAAGCUGACGGUAGACCGGCCCAACGACGCCUGGCGCUUCUCCCAGCUGUACUCACGCCUCUUGGCCCUGCCGGUGCUCAACCAGAAGUGGGCUAUAUUGUACCUGCUCUACCAGCUGUCCGACUCGCCCGACCCAAACGACCCGAACGCUUCGAUACCUGUAUUGCCCGAAGUCCCUGAAGAGGAGUCAGAGGAGAGCCAGGACGGCGUCGAGGGCGGGGCGGAAAGAGACGACGACGUGCUAGCCGAGCCGUCCGGCCGUGCACAAACAGAGCGGCCGGGCACCGCAGGCAGAAGCUCCAAAUCCUCCGCCGCCGGUGCGGGUUCUAAUGCACGAGAACCACAGCCGGCCCAGAAGCGGGCAUCGACUACUACACGGCAGGAACAGGAAGCCUUUGACGAGGCCUUUGCCCGGGACGGCCUCAAGAAAUUUCCGCCUGAGAAGGCACGCCGGGGACCAGAAGAAGCCGCAGCCGCAGCCAGUCGGGAUCCGGCAGCAACAGCAGCGGCCCCAUUGCGAGAUGUGGCGCUCAAAUCAACACAUCUCGCCGACAGCUAUGUCGAGACAAAUCCGAGCGAGACAACCUUGCUCCGCGACAUUCCCUACACCCUCCAGGGUCUCAACUCAGAGACCAUGGUCUUCACAAAAGACACAGUGCUCGUUCUCCCCGCGACAUUACCAGCACCCAUUGUCUCACUCCUGCACACUCUUGCCGAGCCGGCACUGCUCUACCGCCGGCUCGACAACUUUGUGCGUUCGCCCGCCAAGGGACUGCUCGGCCAGAGUCUGCGUGCCGCCAUCAGCAGCGAGCUGCGGGCCUAUCUCAGCCUAGUAGCCACGCUCGAGAGCCAGAUUCGACGUGCCUUGGCGGCGCUGGAUGGCACAGCGCCUCGGAGCGGCAUCGGGCGCGCGGGCGUGACCCUGAAGCGGUGCGUCGUGUGGACGCGGGAGGCCACCAUGGGCCUGCGGCUGAUGGCCUUGAUCGCCGAGGAGUCUGCGAACAAGCGUGGCGGGCAGCUGAUCUCGCUGAUCCACAGCUUCUUUAUCUCCCACGGCGACCCUGUGGUCGGCGCAUUUGCCGAGCGGCUGCUGGCUCCGGUUGCGCGGCCGUUUUACGAUAUUCUUCGGCGCUGGAUUUACGACGGCGAGCUCGCCGAUCCGUACCGCGAGUUCUUUGUGCGCGGGCAAGGAACAGGUGCAGACGAUGCCAAACGGCAAGAAGCUGCCAGGGCUAAGGGCCACAGCUCCGUGUGGAACGACAAGUACGACAUCGACCCGGCCAUGAUCCCAUCCAUCAUGCGCACCGACUUUGCCGAAAAGGUGUUCCUCAUUGGCAAGUCGCUCAACUUUAUCCGCCACAGCUGUGGCGACUCCGAGUGGGUCGAGAACUACAGCAAGGGCGCGUCCAAGGAGCUCCGGUACGGCGAUACCGAGACGCUCGAGGCCUGGAUCGACGAGGCGUACAAGACGACCAUGCGCCGCCUCAUGCACCUCAUGACGGACAAGUUCCACCUCUUUGACCACCUGGCCGCCCUCAAAAAGUACGUCCUGCUGGGCCAGGGCGACUUCGUUGCGCUGCUCAUGGAGUCGCUCGCGCCCGACCUCGACCGCCCGGCCACCGCACAGUACCGCCACACAUUGACGUCGCAGCUUGACCACGCUAUCCGCGCCUCCAACGCGCAGUUUGAGCCGCCCGAAAUCCUGCGCCGCCUCGAUGCCCGCAUGCUGCAGCAGUCCCACGGCGACACCGGCUGGGACUGUUUCACGCUCGAGUACAAGAUUGGCGCGCCCGUCGACUGCGUUGUCACCGAGUGGGCCAACAAGCAGUACCUCAAGGUCUUCAACUUUUUGUGGUACGUCAAGCGCGUCGAGUUCGCCCUGUCCUCCACCUGGCACAAGUGCAUGACCGGCUCGCGCGGCGUCCUGCAGACCGACGACCCGGCCGUGCUGCAGGCCUGGAAGACGACGCGCGGCACGCUGGCGGAAAUGGUCCACUUUGUCGGCCAGCUGCAGUACUACAUUCUGUUUGAAGUCAUCGAGGCCAGCUGGGCCACGCUGCAAAAGGAGAUCCACCGCGACGACUGCACCCUCGACGAUCUCAUCUCCGCACACAGACAGUAUCUCACGUCCAUCACGAGUAAGGGCCUGCUUGGCGUGAGUCGCCGUACGUACGCCGAGAUGAAGCAGGCCGCUGCGCAGGCCCAGGCCCAGGCCCAGGCGCUGGCGGCCGCCGCCGCGGGCAAAGGCCCCGCGGGACCUGGUGGCGCCGACCCGAGCAGCCACAGCCACCUGUCCGAGGUGCCUGCCGAGGACAGUAACGGCUUCCCUGUGCAGCUCAAGGACCUGUUGCGCACCAUGCUCAACUUCCGCGACUGCGUCGACGGCCUGUACAGCUGGGCCGUCUCCGACUUUACGCGCCGCCAGGAGGCGGACGUGCUGCGGAAUCCGCGCAUGGCCGCGGCGGCAGCAGCCAAAGCGACGGCCGCCGCCGACGAUGAGGCGGACGGUGCCGCGGGGCCGGGCGCCGGUGCGGGCGCCGCGGCCAUUGAGUCGGAAUGGCCAGCCCUCCAGGCGCGACUACAAACGCUGGGCAAGAGCUUCAACCGGCGGGUGGUGUACCUGUUGGCAGACCUGGCCUACCAAAAGGACACCGACCUGCGGUUCCUGGGCGUGUCGAUGAACUUCAACGAUGUGUAUGCGAUGCCGCAGGGCCGGCUACGGCAAGCUCGAAGCGACCGGGUGAAAGGGCCUUAG
Messenger RNA from Sporothrix schenckii 1099-18, 3012 nucleotides. RefSeq lists its product as uncharacterized. Gene Ontology annotation, biological process: spindle assembly; microtubule nucleation; cytoplasmic microtubule organization. Gene Ontology annotation, molecular function: microtubule minus-end binding; gamma-tubulin binding. The record is from RefSeq and is a predicted model, not a curated record. The coding region runs from base 1 to 3012 and encodes 1003 amino acids. Lineage: Eukaryota; Fungi; Ascomycota; Sordariomycetes; Ophiostomatales; Ophiostomataceae. Gene Ontology annotation, cellular component: mitotic spindle pole body; equatorial microtubule organizing center; centrosome. The transcript is spliced from 2 exons.